AAGCAUUGUCCCUAGCAUACAGAAGUUGUACACACUUGUAGGCAUAGCUUUAAAAAGUUUAAAAUAUAAGUUUAUUUGUUGUUCGUGAAAGGCUUAGCUUAUAUCAGGUAAGUUUAUAACACCCUUUAAAGAGCUGGGGAGUGUCUGUGUUUGUCGCGCGCCAGCUGCUAAGGUGGAGGAGUGUUUAGUUCUGCACCCCCGCGGGGUUUAAAGUUCUGGCUACAUGAUUAGCAAGAAGCUAGCUCCACAUCUCUACUGAUAAACGUUUGGCAGCGAUGGCGGCGCUUUGUCAGCAACGACGUGCCUUGGUGGAAAUACCUGCACCCCAACCCAAAAUAGCAGCUCGAAUGAGAAGGUCUUAUUUCGAGAUUCUCGGUGCUCGUUUGGCCCCUGCUGCACUUCCAAGAGGCAGGAACCCAAGCACAAAGCGAGCACACUCUUUGGAUUUAUCCUUUGGGGGCCUGUGGGGAGAAAGGAUGGAGAGCCAGUGUGAAAAGAUGGAUGAACAUCCAACCCAACUCUCCAAGCAGCAGCUGGUGCAGCUCAUCAGAUCCCUCAUCCUGGUUGAACAGAGCCAAGAGCCCAGAAUGGUGGCGACAGACCUCAAGUAUCUUCACGAAGACCUCCAGCUGAAGAAGACGAAUGUAUACAGGUCUAUACCGUAUUCACGGUUUGGCUCCAACAGGGAUGCUCACUGCUACAGAAAGGCCUAUCCUCACCUGCUGGCUUUUAAACUUUCAUGUCAGGAGUGGGGCCAGGUUCUCCUGAGGAACAAAGAGUGGGAUGCUGUGUUGGAGCACUCCCUUAUGGCGUGGCGAUUCACCAGUGACUUACCACAGUGGGACACGGUGAACCACAACGUGCUGAGAGAACAGUGUUACGGCGUCUUGGCUGCUCACAGUCUUUCUGCUCUGGAGCACUACCGACCAGAACCCAGCAGAGCACGGGAACUGCUGCGGAGGUUUAAAGUUGCUCAGCUUCAAAGCCAGUUAAUAGCUCCCUGCAUUGAGGAACUGCAAAGGAUUAUGGGAUAUACAGAGGACUUAUCCAUGGAUGCAAAAUGAUCUAUUGAUUAAUCCCGGCAGGUGGAUUCUGUCUGGUGAAAACGAUGCCACAUAAUGAGUCAAAUGAUUGUUUCAAUGGGCCAGAAAUGUUGUUUACAUGGCUGGUUAUUCACGAAAACAGCCACAGUGUUUUUAAGGACUGUUGAUAAAACACCCUGUUAAACUUCAAAUAGGAGGAUUUAGCUUAGCUAAUCUACAGUUUCUAUGAGAUGGUGGCUGAGGGGUGGAGAAACAAGCUACUGAAUUGUAAAAAAA
Molecule: messenger RNA, 1319 nt
Organism: Cyprinodon variegatus (sheepshead minnow)
Lineage: Eukaryota; Metazoa; Chordata; Actinopteri; Cyprinodontiformes; Cyprinodontidae
Exons: 6
Coding region: 276-1064 (262 amino acids)
Biological process (GO): nuclear protein quality control by the ubiquitin-proteasome system; proteasome localization
Cellular component (GO): nucleus
Source: RefSeq, a predicted model, not a curated record